Molecule: messenger RNA, 3725 nt
Organism: Plutella xylostella (diamondback moth)
Lineage: Eukaryota; Metazoa; Arthropoda; Insecta; Lepidoptera; Plutellidae
Source: RefSeq, a predicted model, not a curated record
AUCGAGCGAGUCCUGUGAAAAAUAUGUCAAAAAUGGCGACCUUCCUUUUCAUCAGCGUUUUGAGUUGAUGAAGAGAAACUCAAACAUCCGUGAGCGUUAUUUGAAAGAUCAUUUAUUAUUGUUUACAACUCCUCAAAACGCAUUCAAAGAAAGUGGCGCGAAGUAUUGCUGAUUUGUGAGUAAAAUUAAACUAUCACAAAAUGGAUGAGGAAGAAACCUUUGAUUUGAACACCAUUCACGAAUAUGAGCUGCAAUCAAACGAGGACGGCUCUGUGAAGCUGCACGAAAACUGCCUCAUUAUAUCCCACAACGAGACAAAAGAAGUUAAAUAUCUACCGCUUACUGAAGAAGUUUUGCAGGCCCUGGGACUAGCUUUGUUGCAAGAUGAAGAGGAUACAGAGCAACAGCCUCAAGCAGAGCAGCCUGAAGACACUCAGCUCACUGAAGCUACUGAAACAUAUGAAGAGUCUGUGAGGCCUGAAGGUGUGGAAAUAACUAUAGAGGAAAUGCCUUUAAAACCAGAAGAAGGGACUAUAACUAUUGUGUUCACAGAUGACGAAGAUGCUAUGGAGCUGGACAGAACUAUCACAGACUCAGAGAAAAACAAUGGUGGAGUUUCAGACAAAGACAACCUGUUCUGGUCAGUGCCGAUGACGCACCGCCUGCUCGACCUAUACGAAGAGAAGAUGCAUCUGUUCCACUCCCCGGACAAGAAACAACGGUCCGUGUGGAAGGAGAUCUACGAAGCCAUGAGCCAAGAGUACCCUGAGAUCUUGCACUCGAAUGAGUUUGGGUUAAGGAGCAAAUUCGGAGGUCUCAAGAGGACUUAUAAAGGAGCUGUCGAGUAUCUCAAUGAUAAUCUUCAUACAACCAAGUGGCCGUUCUUUGAGCGCAUGGAGAAAAUAAUGAAUACGAGACGUAGGCUUGAGAACGGAGGUUCUAAAGCGGAAGGCAGGAAAAGUGGCUCAGGGGCUUCAGAUGGCCAGCCAUGGGAGCGUUCCUGGACCCCCCUCCUACUUCAAGUGUACGAGGAGUGCAUGCAGAGCGACGCGGCGCUGGACUGGAGCGACAUCCGCGCGCGCCUGGCGCAGGCCGAGCCGGGCCUGGCCCGAGUCAGCACCAGACAGAUAAAGCAGAAGUUCCUGUACCUGAUGCGCUCGUACGCUGCCAUGGUGAAGACCGGCAGCCUGCCGCGCGGCGAGCUGCUCGACCUGCAGAUAUUCGAGAGCCUCCAGCGCAUCUACUCGGCCGAGGAGCAGACCAUAGAGCAGCAGGAGCAGGCGGCUCGCAGCGGGACGCGGGGGGGGAAGCUCGACGCAGUGCAUAUGCAGAAGCCCGGGGCUAGGGAGAAAGCAUGGCCCAAGGCGCACACGGAGCUACUCCUAGACCUGUACACCGAGCAUCGGCCGCGCCUGCAGCACGAGCCGGCUAGCGCGGUGUACCAGGACAUCGCCACCAGUCUGAGGGCUACACUGCCUGGCAGCGGGGCUAUCGACGGACCCGCUUGUGAGGCCAAGAUAGCCGCACUCAUGAACAGACUGAACGUUUGCAAGGCCAAAGAAACGAAGAAUUGGCAGUACUAUUCGAGGGCGCAGCGCGCGUUCGGCGGCGGCGGCGACGGCUGGUCCGCGCCGCGCACCAAGCUGCUGCUGGAGCUGUACGAGCUCACCAGCCGGACCCUCGACGAGAGCGGCCCGAGGUUCUGGAGAACACUGGCCGAGAGAAUGGCCGAGCGGGUCCCGGACGCGGGACUGUCGGCGGCGAAGUGCGAGGCCAAGAUGCAGUCGCUGCUCAUCAAGUACAAGUCGCUGGCGAUGCGGAAACACGACCACAACUGGGUCUUCUUCCCCCAAAUGGACAAGAUCUUCGGCACAAAAUCCACCCCAUGGCCGAACCGCACCCUCCAGCUGCUACUGGCGAUGUACCAGGCCAACAUACACCGACUAGAGGCGGGCGAGGCGCCGGCGCGCGUGUGGGCCGCCGUCUCACAGAGCAUCAACAAUGCAAUACACCAAGAAGACAUCGUGACGCCGAAGUCUUGCAGCCAGAAGAUGUCGGAGCUGAAGCAGAAGUACAACAAGCUGAUGCGAGACGACGAGGCGGCCAAGGCGUGGCCGCUGUUCAGACGCAUGUCCGAACUAUUCUCCACGUACCUCUGGUCGAAGGCCAACGUGGACCUUUUACUAGACGUCUACGAGCGGCACAAACACCGCUUCGACCUCGUCCACGACCAAGCCGCCGUGUGGGACGCCAUUAGCGACGAGUUCAACGACGAGAGCCACUCGAGUGCCGUGAUUGGUCAGCAGUGCCAGACGGAGAUGCAUGUGUUGAAGGCGCGGUAUCGGGCGCUGUUGAAGAAUGAUGUGAAGAAUAGUAGCUGGCCGUUCUUUGAGAAAAUGCACCGAAUAUUCGGCGAGGACGCGGACAGCCCGGCGGCGGCGCGCGGCAGGGACGCCUCCAAGAGCUUGCUCAUUCCUCUCGACCUCAACUUUGAAGAUGACAUGGAAGAGUACACCUGGACGGAAGAAUCAACCGACCUGAUGCUGCAGCUGUACCAGAAGCACCGGCACUGGUUCGGCAACAAGCCGCGCAGCGAGGUGUGGGCCGCCAUCGACAGGGAACUAACUGAACAUGAUCCGACGUACACUAAUAAGAAGAAGGGCUACGGCGGGUGGUUCCGCUACCUGGACAUCAUGACCAAGUACAUGGACAUCAAGGAGCGCCGCAGCGACGAGAAGGACUGGCCUUACUAUGAACGCAUGGAGUCUAUAUUCAGCAGCCGCGGUCGCUCGGGCUCCGUGCCCAGCGACGUGUCGGAGGUCGCCAGCGACCGCUCCGAGGCCGUCGGCGACCUGCUGCAGGCCGCCCGCGGGCGCAAGCGACUAGUCGAUGCACCAGACAUUAAUUCAGAUCACCUGCCAGACCUCAGUAUAGACGAACCCACCUCCACUAAGAAAAACAAAACAGGUAAAACUAACAACACGUCGUUGAACCACGCAGACACGCCGCUCAGCUGUGGGAAGAAACAGAAACCAGAACCGCUACCAACCUCGGAAGACUUCACGCUAACCCUGCUCGAGUCCUACGACAAGCACCGGCGGCGCGGCGCGCUGGGCUGGCGCACGGUCCUCGCCAUCCUACGCAACAAGUUCCCUCAAGCGACCCAAGUGACCCAGGCGAGGUGUGAAGAGAGGCUAGCGGAGGUGAAAGACGCGUAUAUGCGGAUGAAGAUUCGCGGCCCCAAGAGUAUACAUGACUUGAAUCUGCCGGCUAAGGUUUUUGAGAAAAUGGAGGAGCUAAACAUCAAAAAGGAAGCCCCAGAAGCCGAAACAGAAGAGAACGGCGACGUCGCGGCCGACGACGACGUCAACCACAGCGACGAAGUGUCCGUCGCGCUACUACGAGAGAUGAAGCGAAAGAACGACAUCAACGAGAAACGACUGGAGGUGUCGCAAAGAAUGAUGGAAAUGAAGAAGAGACAACACGAAGAGAAAAUAGAAAUGCUCAAGAAAAUACACGAAGCCCUGUCCACGGCUAUUGGGCACGAGAAUAAGGAACUGAUAGAUUCACUCGAGAGGACGCUAGAGGAUAUACAUGCGUCGUAGGGUUUCAAAGUGAUAUGUCUAAAGUUAGCGAUCAUGCAGAGAUUAGGUAUGAAAAUAUUAAGAAAAUGCACAGAAGGUGUCUGUUAUUUUUACAAUAAAGUAGUUUUAAGUUUUUUAUAA